AAAGAAGUACGGUUCUCUCGGAUAUACCUGUAAGGCACCAUGGAAAGAAAAUUCAUCAUGGACACUUCAGGCAAAACAAUUACAUGCCGGGCUGCCAUUGCCUGGGCGGCAAAUUCUACUCUUUCAAUUGAGGAAGUACAAGUUGAACCACCAAAGGCUGGGGAAGUUUGAAUUAAGAUGGCAUCUACAGGGAUCUGUGGUACUGACGAUCAUGCAAUAAAAGGAUUAAUCUCAGCAGUCUUUCCUUUUAUCCCAGGCCAUGAAGGAGCUGGGAUUGUGGAGAGUAUUAUUGGCAAAGGAGUGAGCUCAGUGAAACCAGGAGAUAAAGUCCUCGCACUCGCUAUUCCACAGUGUAGAGAAUGCAGUUUCUGCUUGCAUCCCAAGGGAAACUUCUGUGAGAAGCAAGAUGCUCUGUCUUCUUCGGGAUGAAUGCUGGACGGGACUAGCAGAUUUACCUGCGAAGGCAAAAAGAUUCAUCACUCUUUCCGCACAAGCACAUUCACUGAAUAUUCUGUUGUACCUGAGAUUGCAGUGGCAAAAAUUGAUGAUGCUGCUCCUAUGGAUAAAGUCGGUGUCAUAAGCUGUGAGGUGCCCACAGGUUACAGGGCUGCUGUGAACUCGGCCAAGGUCACUCGUGGUUCCACCUGCGUGGUCUAUGGACUUGGAGGAAUCGGUUCAGCCAUUGUCAUGGGCUGUAAAGCAUCUGGUGCUUCUAGAAUCAUUGGGGUUGACAUCAAUGAGGAGAAGUUUCCCCGGGCCAGAGCGUUAGGGGUCACUGAUUGUCUCAAUCCUCGAAAACUCAAGAAGCCUGUCCAGCAGGUGGUCAUGGAAAUGACAGGAGUUGGUGCUGACUUUGCCUUUGAGGCCAUUGGACUCAGUGAUGUCAUGCUUGCUGCUUGGGAUUCCUGCCACCUGAGCCAUGGUGUCUGUCUGAUUGUUGGGCUGGCUCCAUUAAAUUCAAAGCUUUCCCUGGAUGCAUCAGUGACUAUCUCCGGACGGACACUGAAGGGUGUAUGCUUAGGAGAUUAUAAAACCAGAGACUGUAUUCCCCAAUUAGUGACUGGCUACCUGCAAAAUAAAAUUAAUAUAGACCCAUUAGUAACACAUCAGUUGCCUUUUGACCAACUCCACAAAGCUUUCGAGUUGUACCAUGCUGGAAAAACCAUCCGCUGUGUUCUACUGUUCUGAGAUCCCAGAUGAUAAAAGGUGCAAGAGCAUCCUUGGGGAUUUCAUUCUUUCCUGUAUCACCUCUCUGAUUGUACCAGUAGAGAGGAAGAGUAUCAAAGUUGGAAAUGUAGUGUAAUUCUGCGAAAUAAAAUAAGUG
This is a messenger RNA of Callorhinus ursinus (northern fur seal), 1324 nucleotides long. The record is from RefSeq and is a predicted model, not a curated record. NCBI's taxonomy places the organism in Eukaryota, Metazoa, Chordata, Mammalia, Carnivora, Otariidae.